Prunus persica (peach) is the source of this 1562-nucleotide messenger RNA. RefSeq names its product zinc finger HIT domain-containing protein 2. NCBI's taxonomy places the organism in Eukaryota, Viridiplantae, Streptophyta, Magnoliopsida, Rosales, Rosaceae. The transcript is spliced from 5 exons. The record is from RefSeq and is a predicted model, not a curated record. The coding region runs from base 100 to 1338 and encodes 412 amino acids.
AAAAAAGGAAGCAACUUUCUUGAGUCUUCGACGGACCUUUCUGUUCACUUCACUUCGUCCCUGACUCCAAAACCCUUCGAAGCUUGAACAGCUUUGGCCAUGGCGGAGCCUAUUAUCACCUCUGAAAAACCCUCCACCACGCCUCUUUUGGACCCACCUUCCCGAAUCGUCUGCCACGUUUGCCAGAAGCAAUUUUCACAAUACACAUGCCCUCGCUGCAACUCUCGAUACUGUUCUCUGCACUGCUACAAGUCUCAUAAUCUUCGAUGCACCGAAUCGUUCAUGCGGGAAAAUGUGGAGGGGGAGCUUGGGCAAUUGGGACCGGACGACGAAACUAAACAGAAAAUGCUGGACAUACUGAAAAGAUUUCAUUCUGAAGAAGAAGCUGAUGCCAUGGAUGAUGAUGAAGCUGGUUCUACUCUGUCUGAGGAGACCAUUCAAAAAGUGCUUUCUGGAGGUCAAGUUAGUUUUGAUGAUCUAUCUGCAGAAGAGAAGAAACUAUUCCAAAAAGCUGUUGUAUCCGGUGAACUAAGCAAGAUGAUUAAGCCUUGGGAUCCAUGGUGGUUGAAGCCUUCUGCCAGAGCAAUAACAUUCAGCAAGGAAGGAACACAACUUAUCAAACCGCUUGCCAAUGAGGAGGAAUCAAUGUCAACAGAAGAUGAUCUAGAAAGUAAUCAAGCGAGUGAGAUUCCACCUGGGCCUGACACCCCGCUGCCUCCAGUCAGCAAGCUUAGUUCUACAAAGCCAUCACCAACCUUAGCUGUUCAUCUGGUUGACAUUAUAUAUAGCUACUGUUUCACACUCCGUCUUUACAAUGGAGAUUGGCUAUCAGACGCCACAGGAUCAGCCAUGGUACUACUGUCAGUGUCCUCUGUAUUGGGCCAAGGUGGACAACCAGAGACCGUCCUGGAAGCUCUGUCUUAUUGCCUGGAACAAACCUGCUCUCCUGCUUUCAGACAGAUGGGUGGCUUGCAAUUUGGACUUGGUCUUAUAGAUGAUGUAAUAACCCUAUUAACGUUAGGAACCCCUGCUUUGUUGUGCUUGCUUUCUGAUCUGCAGAGGAUGGUUCAGGCUGGGGAGAGGGAACUGAAAUCAGAGAAACCACGAAAGUCGAGAAGAGCUGAAAUUAGGAGUAAGCUGAAGGUGGCCGAGAGGAAAAUUUAUUUCAUCAUGUGUUGGGUCCAUGAGCAACCCGGGGAAGCUUGGUCUUCCUUGGCAGCCAUUGUAAAGGCAGAGAAAGGUUCGGCUUUGAAUUAUGAAGCUGCUGCUUCAAGGCCCGGGAAAGUGGACAAGAAAGCAGAACCAAGAAGCAAGGUUUUGAUUCAGGAGAUCAAGUGAAAAAAAAAAUGAUACUGUAUUUUCUUUGCAUCUUGUUAUCUGUCAACUGUUGUAUGAGGAGCACAAACAGCUGUUCCUAGUAGAGUAGUUUACAGUUCAGUUGUAUAGUUGGCUAAUGCAGUUGCAGUCAGUUAUUUUAGACUUGUUUUAUCUAGUUUUACCAACUAGGAGCUGUAAAUCAGUAACUUUUGUUUUCACUGGGUUAUCAAAAUUCUUUAUUUUCA